CGCACAGCACCGCCGGCCAGCUGCUGGGCUUCCACCAGCGCGAGACGCUGCUGGCCUGGUCCAAGCUGGCGGCGCAGAGCAGCGCGGCGCGCCUGCUCGGCUCGCCCGGGCCCCCGCACGCCGCCAAGCUGGACGACUCUGGCAUCCAGACGUCGCCGAAGGGGGCGCCGGGCGGCGCGCUGCCGCCGGCCGGCGGCCUAAUGACGCCGUACGCGCGACACCCGGAGCUACCCGGCGGCCCGGGCGGCUCGCCCCCGGGCGACUCGCCGCCCGGCAACGGCACCGGCCGGCCGGCCGACAAGAAGGCCAACGGUAAGGACGGCGGCCGGGAGAAGGUGUUCGUCUGCCAGGUGUGCAACCGCAGCUUCGGCUACAAGCACGUGCUGCAGAACCACGAGCGCACGCACACGGGCGAGAAGCCGUUCGAGUGCAAGGAGUGCCACAAGCGCUUCACGCGCGACCACCACCUCAAGACGCACAUGCGCCUGCAUACGGGCGAGAAGCCCUACCACUGUGCGCACUGCGACCGCCAGUUUGUGCAGGUGGCCAACCUGCGCCGCCACCUGCGCGUGCACACGGGCGAGCGGCCGUACGCCUGCGAGCUGUGCGAGUCGAAGUUCUCGGACAGCAACCAGCUGAAGGCGCACAUGCUGAUCCACAAGGGCGAGAAGCCGUUCAAGUGCGGCAGUUGCUUCGGCACGUUCCGGCGCCGGCACCACCUGAUGCACCACAAGUGCUCGAAGGAGCCGCUGCUGCCGUUGGGGCUGACCGGCCUGCUGGCGCCCGAGAGCUCGCCGCUCGACGACGAGCUCGACGUGGAGGCCGACUCGGAGACGCGCUCAGAGGCGAGUAGCGGCGAGCGGCUGCGCAGCGGCGGCAGCGGCGACGACCGGCCCGACGAGCCGCGCCGCCGCGGCCGCAAGCAGAAGGAGACGCGCCGCCUGGUGCGGCCGGCACCGCUCAGCAGCACGGUCACCUCGCCGCCGCCGCUGACCGCCGGGCCCGAGCAGACCGAGCCGGAGGACCUGAGCGUGCACCGACGCAGCAGCGGCGGCGACGACGGCGACGACGGCGGCGCCGGCUCGCUGGCCGCCUCGGCCGACAGCAGUGGCGACGCGCUGUCCGAGCCCGCCGCACUCGAUUCCAGCCUCACGUGAGCCCGCCGCGACCGAGGCGAGCCGAGCCUGGACGAGCCGAGCCUGGACGAGCCGAGCGAGCAGAGCCGAGCAGGGCCGGGCUCGCCAGUAACGGGUAUUUUGUUGACAGAUGAGCCAUGUUCCUAGCCUCUACCUCAGGGUGCGCUGGGCCGCUGUCGGACUAGCCGCAGCCGGCCUGCGGGCCGAGAGAACCCACCGCCGCCGGCACCCGUCGGCGGCGCCACCCGACCGUCUAUCGAUCGGAAAACAGGGGAGCCGGCAGCCGCGGCCGGCGCCGUCCGCUCCAGGUCGGCCGCCACCAUCACUCAUCGGACGCGCGCCUAUCGGACGUCUCGCUCCCGCGCGCGCACUCGCUCGCUCUGCCCCUCUCUCCCUCUCUCUCUCGUUCUCUCUCCCGCCAUGUCCGGUCCGGCGCCAGCAUUGCCAUUUAAUCGAUCGGCCAUUAUAUGCAGCGCCGCGGCGUCGGCGGCGGCGGCGGCUCCGCCGGGACUCGGUCCGGCCGCCCGGAUCGGGCGCUUUUUCUGCGGUCGAGCUGCGAACGCGCUCCCUCCGGGGCCCGCCGCCACCGACCCGUCAAUAAAUGAUCGCCGCCCGACGACUUGGGCAGCCGCUGUCAGACGCGGCGGUCCGGCGAGCGACGCGCGCUCCGGCGGU
Molecule: messenger RNA, 1811 nt
Organism: Pollicipes pollicipes
Lineage: Eukaryota; Metazoa; Arthropoda; Thecostraca; Pollicipedomorpha; Pollicipedidae
Product: protein krueppel
Exons: 1
Coding region: 201-1157 (318 amino acids)
Biological process (GO): regulation of gene expression
Cellular component (GO): nucleus
Source: RefSeq, a predicted model, not a curated record